Musa acuminata AAA Group (dessert banana) is the source of this 1819-nucleotide messenger RNA. RefSeq names its product protein indeterminate-domain 16-like. Gene Ontology annotation, cellular component: nucleus. Gene Ontology annotation, molecular function: DNA-binding transcription factor activity. The record is from RefSeq and is a predicted model, not a curated record. The transcript is spliced from 3 exons. Bases 332 to 1648 code for a protein of 438 amino acids. NCBI's taxonomy places the organism in Eukaryota, Viridiplantae, Streptophyta, Magnoliopsida, Zingiberales, Musaceae.
AACCCCAAUAACUGGAACACCAUCCUCCCCAUAGCCAGCCAUAAAAUCUGAAGGAAACCUGAUAAACCUAUAGCUGUUACAAAGCUGUCCCCUUAUGUAAUCCCAGUGAGUUCCAAACAGACACAACAAAAACAAUUUUGAGAUAGGCCUUUUCUUCUUCCUCCUCCUGCUCGAGCUGUAUUCUCUCUAUUUAUAACACUCUUUUUAUUAGCCUUGUUGUCCUCAAGGAGAACCACUUAGUUCAAUCCCCUUCACAGUACGGACAAGAGGUCAUAUAUAGAUAGGUUUCAAGCCUCUGACUGGAGGAGGGAGAUAAGGAGGAAGUCGCCCAAUGUUAGGUUCGCCAUCGCCGGCUCCCCCGCCACUUCUGGGUGGCACUACCGUCUCAUCGCCCGCUCCGCAACCAUUCAGUUCGCCUCACAAUGCCACUAACACCAAGAAAAAGCGAAGGCCGGCCGGCACUCCAGAUCCGGACGCGGAGGUGGUAUCGCUGUCGCCGAGGACGCUGCUGGAGUCGGACCGGUACGUGUGCGAGAUCUGCAACCAGGGGUUUCAGAGGGACCAGAACCUGCAGAUGCACCGGCGGCGGCACAAGGUGCCGUGGAAGCUGCUGAAGCGGGAGGCGUCGGAGGUGCGGAAGCGGGUGUUCGUGUGCCCCGAGCCGACCUGCCUGCACCACGACCCGUGCCACGCCCUCGGCGACCUGGUCGGGAUCAAGAAGCACUUCCGGCGCAAGCACAGCAGCCACAGGCAGUGGGUCUGCGCCAAGUGCUCCAAGGCCUACGCGGUGCAGUCCGACUACAAGGCCCACCUCAAGACCUGCGGCACCCGCGGCCACUCCUGCGACUGCGGCCGCGUCUUCUCCAGGGUGGAGAGCUUCAUCGAGCACCAAGACACAUGCACUGCUGGCCGAGCUCGAGCCGAGCUCCACAUGUCCCAGCCGCCGGCAUGCUUGUCUACGACGGCUUCCAGCCCGAGUCCAUCGAGCGACACCAACUUCAGCCCCACAAUGUGGCCCGGCCUAAGAACGCCGAAUCCGGCGGCCGCGCUCUUCCUCACCCGGCCGGAUCAACCUUCCUCGUCGCAGCAAGAUCAGAACCGUACUCAGAACAUCGAGCUCCAGCUUCUACCUCCAUCCAAUAACCAGCAGGCCGCCCUCCCUUCGGCCGUAUUAUCUCCUAUAACUGAUGAAGCUAAGGUCACCAAAUUGCAACUCUCGCUAGGGCCUGCGGCUCGCCGCGCUCCUAAUUCUGAGGACACGCAAUUGGCUUCCACAAGACUCAAAGCCGAGACGAUGGAGCAGCUGAAGCUCGCCGUGGCUGAGAAGGCAUUGGCCGACGAGGCGAGGCAGCAAGCAAGGAGACAGCUCGAGUUAGCGGAGCGCGAGUUCGAGAACGCCAAGCGGAUCCGGCAACAGGCGCAGCUGGAGCUGAAUCGAGCUCACGCCAUUAGGGAGCGUGCCGUGAAGCAGAUCAACUCGACGCUGCUGCAGAUCACCUGCUUCGCCUGCAGGCAGCAGUUCCGGGCCAAGCCCGGGAUGGCCUCCGAGGAGAAUUCUUUCGUCGUGAGCUACAUGUCGUCGGUGGUGACCGAGGGUGAAGAAGAGAACGAGGAGCAUAACCACCCAGAGAAGGUCUCAAAAUCGUAGCUUCCCAGUAUUAUUUUGGGUUCCAAGUAGCGUUUUCCUUCGUUUCCGGUAUUGGGUGAUGACUGUAAUUAAAUUACCUUCAAUGUUCAAUGUGCACGUCAAGAGUGUUACUGUGACAUGCAGUUGUGCUUCUCCUUUCCUAGUUGGAUGAUGAUUACUUUUCCUUUCUCA